Molecule: messenger RNA, 1542 nt
Organism: Acanthopagrus latus (yellowfin seabream)
Lineage: Eukaryota; Metazoa; Chordata; Actinopteri; Spariformes; Sparidae
Exons: 5
Coding region: 21-836 (271 amino acids)
Biological process (GO): protein targeting to membrane; protein targeting to vacuole; ubiquitin-dependent protein catabolic process via the multivesicular body sorting pathway
Cellular component (GO): ESCRT I complex
Source: RefSeq, a predicted model, not a curated record
CACCUGAAGAGAGACCUGUGAUGACAUCAGGAGAAACCCCAGAGUCACCCCACAGUGACAGGAUGUCAACAACACACAUCAGUGAGCCUUUUGGAGCUCUGAGGACCAGAGAGCUGCGAGAGCUGCUGGAGGACGAAGACAAGAUCAGUGUGAUCAUCAGGCGCAGUGAGAAGGUUCAGCGGCUGCAGAGGGCUGCAGAGAAGAUGCUGCUCUCAAACCAAAAACUGGCAAAAGUCAGUCUCUCUCAAAAACCUCAGUUCAGAGAUGCCAAGCUGCUGCUCGCGAUGAGGUACAAGGAACUGGACAAACUGAGGAGCAUCAUCCAGGCCAAGCAGGAGCAGCUGGCAGAGCAACACAGUGUGCAUGGUGCUCAGUGGCGUCUCCUGAGGAGGAUCAACCACGCAGAGGAAGAGUGUGAGCUGCUGUUUCAGAGGCUUUCAGAGAGGAAAAUGCCACUGGCAGAUUUCCUGGAUUCAUUUCUCAGCUCGAGGAAACUCCAACACGUCCGACUGGUCCUGGUGAAGAAACUCCAGGAAAUGAUGGAGCAUGACUCAACACAAAGUCUCAGUGAGAUUCACGCCGAUGUCCAGAACUCCUGCCUCCCAGUCUGCAGUGUGACCACAGCUGUCUUCUUACCCGCCUGCUGCCUCCCUCCUCUCCUCCUGCCCUUGGUAACUCAUGUAAACAGUGUCGGACAGUGUCUGCAGAGUUUAUCAUUUUACAAUGAGUCUCUGCGUGCAGGAGUGCAGGGACGAGGCCACAAAUGGCCAACAAGACCCGUCCGGCUUCAGCCGCUGAAGGUGCAGCAGAGGAGGCAUCAGCAAGCACCACAGUGACGUCCAGACGGUCUCAGAUACUUGUUUUGUAUUUUCAUUAAGUAGCACAGCAUCAAGUAUUGAAAACUGAAAUCCUCAACAUACUAAAAGUCAACACCCGGCCCAGUCUGUUCACCGGACCGCAGAGCAGCUCAGGCUGUGAGACUCCUCAACACGCCAACAUGUGACUUCAUUUAUUAGUUUGUACUAUAACUAGAAUUUUGCUUUAUAAUCUUGUGUUGUUUAAUGAAAGAUGACGUUUGAUCCAUGAUUUUAUUUGGGCAAUUAUUUAUGGUGAGACAACACUAUUACAUUUGGUUUUUCAUAAUGUUGGGGUAGAAAUAAUUAUUAUUAGUCUCAAUUUUAGGUGUUAUAAUGGCAGAAGUAUCAAAAAUAUGUAUGUGUACACAAUGGAUGGAUAUAAAAAGUAUAGAUGCAGUAAUAGAUUAUUUAUUUCAUUGUGGUAUAUUCUUUUUUUUUUGAGAAUUGGACAAUGUCCUGCUCCUAACUUAUGAGAAAACCUUGUUUGGAAAUAAAUUCAUGUGCUUUUGACUUUUUUUUUUCACUCUUUGAGAGGAAAAUCUAAAUUAAGUACCUUUUUCAUUGCUGACAAAUGUAAAGAUAAUAGUCAGGAAAUGUGUCUCUAUAAUUCAGGAAUCCCUAAGUGCCACAAGAACUCAGCAAAGCCUUGAAAAGUAGGAUCAAAUGAUUCAUGUUCAUGGGAAAG